Molecule: messenger RNA, 789 nt
Organism: Penicillium cataractarum
Lineage: Eukaryota; Fungi; Ascomycota; Eurotiomycetes; Eurotiales; Aspergillaceae
Product: alpha/beta fold hydrolase
Exons: 1
Coding region: 1-789 (262 amino acids)
Source: RefSeq, a predicted model, not a curated record
AUGACAGCUUCGGUAGCAACUCGGGCUGGGGAUGUGUCCUAUACCAUUCUUGGAGAGGGCCGCCCCUUGCUAAUGUUGCACGCUUCGCUACACGAUAGCCAUGAUUUUGACCCGAUCGUGUUUCAACUAGCCGAUCGGUUUCAAACAAUAACACUUGACUGGCCUUGGCAUGGGGCCUCGCGAGAAACCACGACCAAAUCACGAGAUCCGAGCGCGGUCUUGAUGGCAGAGGUCCUCGAGGACUUCGUAACAGCUCUUGAUCUACCACCUGCCAUCAUCAUCGGCAACUCGGUGGGUGGUUUUGCGGCCGCAAGACUUGCCAUCACACACCCAGAUCGUGUUCAGUCCCUCAUCCUAGUGAAUACGGGCGGUUUCCCCCUCUGGAAUGUUUUUAUUCGCACAUUCUGUUAUCUCCUUGGCUUUCCUACAGUAUCACGCGUCGCACUGCCCCAUAUGAUUCCGGCGUAUAUGAAACCACAGACACCAAGCGAUACAGCAAUCUUGCAAAAGGCGGCAUCACGAGCGAGGACAUGGGAGGGAGCUUCGGUCGCGGCCGCUAUGUGGCGAAGCUUUCUUGACAAACGCCAUGAUCUUCGAAGUGAGGCAAAGGCUAUACGUGUGCCUACUUUAAUCAUAUGGGGAACUAAAGAUAUCGUCCCAGUUGAGAAUGCACAUCUUGUUCAAAAGUCUAUUCCAGGAUCGCAACUCGAGCUUUUUGAUGCCGGACAUGUCGUCUUCUCUUCCAAACCGAACGAAUUUCUUGAGGUCGUGAACAAAUUUCUAGAAUAG